AGGUCAAUAAUAAACAAAUGGGUUACUAAAACCCCACUAGGCUCUUCUCAGACAAUACACACACUAGUUUCCUCCAUUGACACUAUCCCACUACCUUCUUCUUCAAAAAAAAAAAAUCCCACCUUUUCUGUUAAAUCAAAUCUCUCUCUCUCUCUCUCUCUCUCUUGAUCUCUUGUGACCCAAUUGAGAGAAGAAAGAAACGUUUUUUUUGUUUGUUCAAACAUGAGAGAUUAAUUGCACAAUACCUCUUUUGAUUACUACCGUUCUCUUCCACCAAACUCAGUUCCUGUCUUUAAUUUAAUCUCUCUUUUUUUUUUGUUGGUGUGAAGUGAACAUUAAAAGAGAGGAAAAAAAAUAAAAAUCAUUCCUUUGCUUCUUUAUCACUGUUCCUUUGCUGCAGAGCUUCUUCUUCAUUCUUUCUUCUUGCGUUUGAAGUCAUUUCAUCUCCUUGUGCCACCACCACUUCGAUUGCUUUAAACUUUGGAGAGCUUUAAAGAUAAAAAAAAAACCCAUCAAUCAAUUCUUUUUUCAGUCUUCCUCGUGAUCAUCGAGGAAGCUUGAUCUCUUCUAUGGUGGAAUGGAGAUUUUGUUUCUCCUUCUUAGGAUCUCUCUUGUUUCAUCGCUUUUAGUUGCUGCUGCUUCUUCCUCAGGAUUGGAUUUUUUAUCUCCGUUAUCAUCAUCGCCACCGUCUCCAUUACCGGAAAUUUCAAAAGGGUUUGGUCAAGCACCGCCGAGUAAUUCACCCGAAUCUCAUAAAUCCGGCAAUGUGCCACCGUUUCAACCUUCUCAACCGUCUCUUCCUCCUUUAGCUGACGUGGCAGCUCCACCACCGUCAGAUUCCGUCGGGAGUGAAGCGCCGACCGGUGUGCCUAUCGUCUCGGUUCCUGUUGCUCCAGCUCCAGCUACAUUACCUGUAAAGGAUUUACCGGGAAAUUCGCCUCUGGUUCAACCCAUUGCACCGACUGCUUCACCACCUCAGUUCAUUCCAAGAGAUGCACCAAAGGAGCCUCCUUUCUCAGGAAGAGUUACUCCAGGCCCGGUUUCAUCACCUGUUUCGGAUAUACCUCCAUUCCCAUCAGUGGCUCUGCCUCCGCCUACACCGAGCAGUGUACCUCCUAGAAAUUCUUCUGACGAUCACAAGCAUCCAGUUGAAAAGCCUAUUGCUCCUGUUGCAUCUCCACCAACAAUACCAGUUGACAUUUCCCCGCCAGUUCAUCCCGUCUUACCAAAGUUAACACCCUCUAGCUCACCUGUGCCCACCUCGACUCCAACAAGAAGAAAUCCGCCAACAACGCACCCGGUGUUCCCCAUAGAAUCCCCUGCUGUCUCACCAGAUCAUGCUGUGAAUCCAGUAAAACAUCCACCGCCCAGCGAUAAUGGAGAUGAUAAUAAAAGUCCUGGUGCUGCACCGUCAAAUGAAAUUGCUAAACCCUUGCCUGUCAUCCCACAUAAAGCUUCUCCUCCUUUGAUAGCUCCCUCAGCCCCCAUGUUCAACGGACACUCUCAUCAUACAUCUCCAUCUACUACUACUCCACCGCCAGAUUCUACACCAAGUAAUGAUCACCGCCAUUUUUCUUCAUCACCAUCUCCUCCUCUACCUUCAAACCAUCGACAUCAUCAAGAACGAAAGAAUAUCACAAAUAGUCCAGCUCCUUCUCCACCAUUACCGCAUCACAUAUCUCCAAAGAAGUCAAACCAUCGUAAAGGUUUAAUGGCCCCUCCUCCAUCAGCACACCAUGCUCCUUCUUCUCACAUUCCUACUUCUUUGAUUUCUCCUGCUUACGCUCCAAUCUCUUCCUCUAUGCAACGCAUCUCCCCUGCUCCAGCACCUUCUCCAACCCAAGUUUUUCCUCUCAGGUCCUCUUCAAGACCUUCAAAAUCUCGGAAAUUCCCACUCGGUCCACCGCUUCAAGCAUUUCCUCCUCCUCCCCCUAAUUCAGAUUGUUCUUCAACUGUUUGCUUGGAACCGUACACAAACACACCUCCAGGAUCUCCAUGUGGUUGUGUCUGGCCAAUUCAGGUUGAGCUGCGCCUUAGCAUGGCCCUCUACGACUUCUUCCCUAUGGUUUCAGAAUUCGCUCGGGAAAUCAGUGCUGGAGUUUUCAUGAAACAGAGCCAAGUCCGUAUAAUGGGAGCUAACGCCGCUAGUGAACAACCCGAGAAAUCCAUUGUUCUUAUCGAUUUAGUUCCGCUCGGAGAUAAAUUCGAGAACAUGACUGCAAUGCUGACUUACCAGAGAUUCUGGAGUAAAAAAGUCUAUAUAGAUGAACUAAUCUUUGGCAGAUACGACGUGAUUUACGUUCGUUAUCCUGGUUUACCUGCUUCUCCGCCAACUUCUGGUAUGACCAUUAUAGAUCAAGGACCAUACUCCGGUACUAAUAAUGGAAGGGCAGUCAAACCGAUCGGAGUUGAUGUUCCAAAGAAGCCCCACAAGAAAGAUCUCAAUGCCGGAAGUAUUGCUGUGAUUGUUUUAUCCGCAGCUGCUUUUAUCGGUUUAUGUUUCGUUAUCGUUUGGUUCUUGGUUUUCCGACGACAAAGAGAUCAGCGACGUCUUUCUAAAAGAGCACCAGUUGCUCGCUCUUCGCUGCCUUCCCUCUCGAAACCAUCAGGCUCGGCGAGAUCUUUAACCGGAAGCCGGUUUAGCUCAACGUCAUUGUCAUUUGAAUCAAGCAUUGCUCCGUUUACUCUCUCUGCAAAGACGUUCACAGCAAGCGAAAUAGUGAAAGCUACUAAUAACUUUGAUGAAUCGAGGGUUCUUGGUGAAGGUGGAUUCGGACGGGUUUACGAAGGUGUUUUCGAUGAUGGAACUAAAGUAGCAGUUAAAGUGUUGAAGAGAGAUGACCAUCAAGGUAGCCGAGAGUUCUUGGCUGAAGUUGAAAUGCUUAGUCGUCUUCAUCACAGAAACCUUGUGAAUUUAAUCGGUAUAUGUAUCGAAGAUCGUAACCGUUCCCUGGUUUAUGAACUCAUACCAAAUGGCAGCGUUGAAUCUCACCUCCACGGAAUCGAUAAAGAAUCUUCGCCAUUAGAUUGGGAUGCUCGGUUGAAGAUAGCUCUUGGUGCUGCCCGUGGUUUAGCGUAUUUACACGAAGACUCUAGCCCCCGAGUUAUACACAGAGACUUCAAGUCCAGCAACAUCCUUCUUGAACAUGAUUUCACACCUAAAGUCUCUGACUUUGGAUUGGCUCGAAAUGCCCUUGACGAUGAAGAUAACAGACAUAUAUCGACGCGCGUUAUGGGAACAUUUGGGUAUGUGGCACCGGAAUACGCAAUGACUGGGCAUCUUUUGGUGAAGAGUGAUGUGUAUAGCUACGGAGUUGUGCUUCUCGAGCUACUUACAGGGCGGAAACCGGUGGAUAUGUCUCAACCAGCAGGACAGGAGAACUUAGUUGCAUGGACUCGGUCUUUUCUCACAAGCACAGAAGGGCUUGCAGCUAUUAUAGAUCGGUCUUUAGGACCCGAGAUCUCAUUUGAUAGCAUAGCUAAAGUCGCGGCGAUAGCUUCGAUGUGUGUUCAACCGGAAGUAUCGCACCGUCCUUUCAUGGGAGAAGUAGUGCAAGCUUUGAAACUUGUCAGCAACGAAUGCGAUGAAGCUAAAGAACUUAACUCUGUAACUUCAAUCACUCAGGACGAUCUGAGAGAUGACACUCGAGCUGAGAGCUCUUGUGGUGGAGGCUCAGGGAGGAUGGCCCGGUAUCCGUUGCUACCUAAUUACGACUCUGAGCCUGACACAGAGAGAGGACUUUCAGUGUCGGAUAUGUACACAGGGUCAGGGAGGUUCGAGAGACAGUCUAACUCAGGUCCCUUGGCCUCGGGUCGAGGCAAGAGGUUCUGGCAAAAGAUGAGGAGAUUAUCAACCGGAAGCUUGAGCGAACACGGGACACCAACUGUCAUGUUACGAUCCGGUUCACGUUGAACGAUCUUUUGCCAGUUACAGAACAUUGGAGUUCUUGAUUGCCCUUGUAAGCUAAGUAGACGGAAAGGAAGCUGGUGGCUUGUCUUACAAGCAACUCUUUGCCUCCUAGAAGUGGAAACCGGUUAAUCGAAAAAACCAAGACAGAUAGAUCAUCAUUCUCAGGGUCAACAAAUUAGUUAAAAGAGAUGUUUGUAUGUUAGAAGAGAAACAAGAGAUUCUGUUUAAUUUGAAUGUAGAUAUCACGUUUUAUGAGCUAGCAUGAUCUUCCUUUACAACUCCGGUACAGACCACCGGUUCGAAUAGUAAAA
Camelina sativa (false flax) is the source of this 4221-nucleotide messenger RNA. RefSeq names its product receptor-like serine/threonine-protein kinase ALE2. Lineage: Eukaryota; Viridiplantae; Streptophyta; Magnoliopsida; Brassicales; Brassicaceae. Gene Ontology annotation, biological process: protein phosphorylation. Gene Ontology annotation, molecular function: protein kinase activity; ATP binding. The record is from RefSeq and is a predicted model, not a curated record.